Messenger RNA from Quercus lobata, 2327 nucleotides. It is a transcript of the gene ESK1, whose product is annotated as trichome birefringence-like protein (DUF828). The coding region runs from base 499 to 1938 and encodes 479 amino acids. Gene Ontology annotation, molecular function: O-acetyltransferase activity. NCBI's taxonomy places the organism in Eukaryota, Viridiplantae, Streptophyta, Magnoliopsida, Fagales, Fagaceae. Gene Ontology annotation, cellular component: Golgi apparatus. The transcript is spliced from 6 exons. The record is from RefSeq and is a predicted model, not a curated record.
UUUUUCCUUUUUGAUAAACACAAGAAAGGUAUCUGCUAACACAUCUGGAACCCCUAUAUGAUGAUGAUGAUUCAUUCACAUACCAUAAGGUAUUAAAGGGAAACUCUCAAAUGAGUUUGACUGUUUGUCUCCAUAGACAUCUGCUCUGCAGAAAUCUCGAAAUCCAUCACUGUUCGAUCUUCCACUUCCAGUUUCAUAGAUAGUUACACACUGUCUACCAUUUGAGCCAUAACACCGACAUGCCCUUCAUCUGACUGAGAUUGGGACCAACUUCCAAAAGCUUGGAACUCACUCUUCUCUCUCUCUCUCUCUCUCUCUCUCUCUCCAAGAAGAUGAAAGUAGUUAGUAAAGGAUUACAAGAUAACUGAGAAAGACAACUCGCCAUCCACCUAAAGCCAAACCAGUUUCUUGAAGACAAAAACAUCUCACCAAACCCCAACUAAACAAAGCAAGCUCAGCACAACUACUCCAUCAAGAAGGAAAGGAUUCUCGUCGGAAAUGGGAGCAAUGAAAGGCCGAAAAAACAACAACCUUUCAAUAUUCGUGGUGGUUUUUUCGGUAUUCCUUUUUGGGGUCUUCAUGUACAAUGAAGAUGUGAAGUCUAUAGCCGAGUUUCCAUUCUCAAGGUCCAAAGCACAAGAAAUCCAAGAAGAAUCAUCAUCCACACCAAUUAUUAUCAAGACCAACCCUCUUCAAGAAACUAGCGAAAAGGACGUUGAGAAUAAGAAUAAUGUAGUUUCGGUUUCGGUUUCGGUUAAAUCAAGAACUCAAUUGGGAGCAGAAUCCCAUGUAGAAAAUUCCGGGGAAAAACAAGAAAAGGAAGAGGAACCAAAGAUCGAAUUGCCGGUUGAGGAAGAAGAUGAUGAAGACGUUGAAUUGCCACCAGAAGACUGUGAUUUGUUCACAGGGGACUGGGUUUUUGAUAACGAGACACACCCUUUGUAUAAAGAAGAUGAGUGUGAGUUUUUGACAGCGCAAGUGACUUGCUUGAGGAAUGGGAGAAAGGAUUCUUUGUACCAGAAUUGGAAGUGGCAGCCCAGAGAUUGUUCUUUGCCAAAAUUCAAAGCAAGGUUGUUGCUUGAGAAGCUUAGAAAUAAGAGGCUUAUGUUUGUUGGAGACUCAUUGAAUAGGAAUCAGUGGGAGUCCAUGGUUUGUUUGGUUCAAUCUGUUGUUCCUCCAGGCAGGAAGAGCUUGAACAAAACUGGCUCUCUUUCUGUUUUCAGAAUUGAGGAUUAUAAUGCUACGGUGGAGUUUUAUUGGGCCCCGUUUAUAGUUGAGUCAAAUUCAGAUGAUCCAAAUAUGCACAGCAUAUUGAAUCGUAUUAUCAUGCCUGAAUCAAUCAAGAAGCAUGGAAAAAAUUGGAAGAGUGUAGACUACCUCAUCUUUAACACCUACAUUUGGUGGAUGAACACUUUCAGCAUGAAAGUUCUACGAGGAUCGUUCGAUAAGGGGGACACUGAAUACGAGGAGAUCUCACGGCCAAUAGCAUACGGGAGAGUUUUGAAAACAUGGUCUAAGUGGGUGAAUCGUAAUAUAGAUCCUAAACGAACCACUGUCUUCUUUAGCAGCAUGUCUCCUCUACAUAUCAAGAGUGAGGAUUGGGACAACCCAGAUGGUAUAAAGUGUGCUAAGGAAACCACCCCAAUUCUAAACAUGUCCACCCCAUUGGAAGUAGGCACAGACCGAAGGCUUUUUGUUAUUGCAAGCAAUGUGACAAAAUCAAUGAAAGUACCUGUUCACUUCAUAAACAUCACUACUCUCUCUGAGUUACGGAAAGAUGCACAUACCUCAGUCUACACCAUCCGUCAAGGCAAAAUGCUGACACCGGAACAAAAGGCUGAUCCGGCCACCUAUGCCGAUUGUAUCCAUUGGUGUCUUCCCGGGUUGCCCGACACGUGGAAUGAGUUCCUCUACACGCGUAUCAUAGCAAAAUCUUGACAAGUGGAAGUUCACAAUUGUUACCAAUUUCAUUCGUGAUUUGUUAGUGUCACCUUUUUUUGUUCUUUCUUGGAGGGGGGUGGUAUGCUUUACCACCUCAGUUAUUUGUUUCUCUUGUAACUUCAUGUAAUUUUCCUUUGAUUUCCUCCUUUAGCUUUUCCUUAUAGUUUCUAUUCUAGGUUGAACCGCUGAAAUUUUUUGGGUUCUGCCUAUUUGAGGGAGGUGAGACUUAAGCAUGCCAAAUUUCUGUCAAGUAGGCAAAACUUGCCUAAGCCAAAAAAAGAAGAGGAGGCAGGUAUAGAUUUAUCGGAAUUGUCAAUGGAUACUUUGAAAAGAGAAUAAAAUAACCAUAAAUUGUAUGUAAAACACAAUUGCUUUUCAUUGGCAAA